AUGCGCACCAGCAUUAUUUCCCCCAACGGCAGUGUAAACCGCACGAGGAGAGGGAGGAGGAUGCAGCUGCUUGCGGUGGUGCUUUUUGCAUUCAUCGCUUUGGAAACCACGACUGUCGUUUCGGCGGAAAAAGUUUUGAGGCAUCCCGUGGCGUCAAGCAGCGGACGUUGCGCAAAGGGCGUGAAGGCAUACUUGGUGCAGACCGUAAAACAGCGUGCGGAGGUUGCUGCCUCCGAGACGAGGGCGCGUGCAGAAUUGAACGAGGCACGCAGCAUUGUCGAGGAGGAGAAGGGCGGCCAGCGGGAACCAAAAGAAGACACUCAGGAGCGUGUCCGUGCCGCAUGGUCCAAAUUUGAGUCCGCCUCAGCAGCAGCGCAGAAGUUUGACGCGGCGGUAUUGAAUUCGCACGGCAAACUGCCACUCGAGUGUAUUCUGGAGGUGGAUGCACUGCGGGGAACAGACCCCAACGCCGAGUCGUGGUUUCGACAGACAAUUCAUGCACUGGAAAAAGUCGCAUUACACCUGCGACUCUACGGCGAGACGCUACGUGGGGUGGUGUUAUUUAAUCUGGCAGAGUAUGAGUCUGCAGUGUCCUCCUUUUAUGAUUUUGUUGAAGUGUUUAGUGCAAAGUCGCAGCAAGCCUACAAUGAAAUUCAACAACGAAGAAAUAAAGUAACGUUUGGGGAUGAGAACGGUGGCCUGCGGGAGUUGGCGGAGCUUGCGCUCAUGUACACGAGGUUCAUCACCCUUGCCCUUGUGCCCUGGAUGACAGUUUUCUCGGUGUUUGUUCUUCUGAUCAUCUUUGCCCCAUUUUUCCUUUCAGCGGUCCUAUUACCGCAACUUGUUUGGCGCGUGUGGGUGCAACUUUUCUUUCUGCACUAUACAUACGGUCUGACUGUCGACGGUCUUUUUAACUCUCUGCAGCAGUACUUCGGGCUUCUCAAGGAGAAGGACUGGGCGGGGUUGCAGGAACGUUUCCUAAAGGCACUCUUGACGUUGGCGACAGCUGAAGGAAGUUUGGGAACGUUCUAUAACGGCAUCAUUGCCGUCACACUGAUCAUAUCAACGGUGGCAAUUCUGCUCACUUUCAUUUACUACUGGGUGAAGUUACCCUACUCGCUGAUGGCGCGGGAAGGGGGUGGCGGGGGUAAAAGGCAUGCGCGGAACCAAUCGAGAAAAGGGGCGCCACAGACUUCCAGCAGCGGCGGCAGCACCACAGCAACAACAACGGCUGCGAAUGCGGGUCCUAAAGACAAAUCCCCCGCACAUGUCAGUGAGGCCGCACGUCACAGCACGAGGAUGAGCAACAGGCCAACAGGGGAUGGUGGCGGCAACACUGGUAACAGUUCAGAGAAAAACAGUAAGAAAAAGGCAUAA
Molecule: messenger RNA, 1377 nt
Organism: Trypanosoma cruzi
Lineage: Eukaryota; Euglenozoa; Kinetoplastea; Trypanosomatida; Trypanosomatidae
Exons: 1
Coding region: 1-1377 (458 amino acids)
Source: RefSeq, a predicted model, not a curated record